Messenger RNA from Cataglyphis hispanica, 515 nucleotides. RefSeq names its product cytochrome c oxidase subunit 6A2, mitochondrial-like. Bases 78 to 392 code for a protein of 104 amino acids. The transcript is spliced from 3 exons. Gene Ontology annotation, cellular component: mitochondrial inner membrane. Gene Ontology annotation, biological process: mitochondrial electron transport, cytochrome c to oxygen. Lineage: Eukaryota; Metazoa; Arthropoda; Insecta; Hymenoptera; Formicidae. The record is from RefSeq and is a predicted model, not a curated record. Gene Ontology annotation, molecular function: enzyme regulator activity.
UAUCGUGUUUAUCACCCAUAUGAUAUCCAGAGAAAGUAGCAUGUAGUGCAGCAUUGGAGCUUAGCAGAAGUGCAAAAAUGGCUUCUUGGAUGAGAGCCGUUCGUACCUUUUCGAGAAAAUAUGCGACAUCUGCCAGUCACGAACAUGCCAGUUCAGAACAGACACAACUGUUGUGGAAGAGGAUUUCGCUCUUCGUAGGCUUUCCAGCGAUAGGUCUGGCUAUGUUGAAUUGUUAUUUGAAUCAUCAGGCUCAUCACGAUGAAGAACGUCCGGAAUUUAUUCCAUAUGAUCAUAUGAGGAUAAGAACCAAGAAAUUCCCAUGGGGUGAUGGUAAUCAUACACUUUUCCAUAAUCCCAAAGUAAAUCCUCUACCUGAAGGGUAUGAAGAAUAGAGGAUGAUUCUGUUUAGUUUGUACUUAUAAUGGUUACGCUAAUAUGAGCAUUCUCUAUAAUAUGUAUCCUACAUUGUAUUAUCAAAUGAACGAUUGAAUCAAUAAAUUAGUAGAGAUACAAUA